AUAUCUCUGGCCUGAAAUCUGGAUAAGAAGCAGAGUAUGCAUGGUAUCUCUUUAGAACAGCAGAUCGAAGGAAGAAGACGAUAAUGGCGAUGACCCAUUCUCUUAUUAGCUACCCACCAUCAUCAAAGCUUCAACCUUUUUGCUGUCUACCCAAAAACCCUUCUUCUCUUCCUCCUCCUCCUCCUCCUCCUCCUCAACUGCGAAGAACAGACGGCGCCAGAAAUCGUCUCCAGCAGCGGAAAGAAAUUGAGACAAAGAAACAGCCCUCCAUUGAAGAAAUUGAGCGAGCUAUAGGCGCCGGAGUGUUCCGAGAUUCUUCAGAUAAUAACAACAGAGAUUCAGAAGAUGGGAAUAGUUUAUUUGAUUCGAUUGUGUCGAAUUCGAUUGGAAAGUCAGAAGGGUCUGUAGAAAGGAAGAUUCGAGAGACUGGAGAAUGGCUUGUUCGUCGAUCGGAGAAGAGAUCUAACUCUGAAGGAAAAAACAUUCUUAAAGUUCUGUUUCUGUUGGUUUUGCCAAUUUGGAUGGUUUCAUUCCUUGUGGUUUCAGGGUCGGUAAAGCUACCAUUUGGGUCAACCUACUUGGAGGAUCUAAUGAUGUAACGAAUCAAACAACAGGAAAUUAUUGAAGUAAAUAUGGACAUAUAUUCUUGGAAUGGUUUGGUUUUUAA
Molecule: messenger RNA, 667 nt
Organism: Impatiens glandulifera
Lineage: Eukaryota; Viridiplantae; Streptophyta; Magnoliopsida; Ericales; Balsaminaceae
Product: probable NAD(P)H dehydrogenase subunit CRR3, chloroplastic
Exons: 3
Coding region: 84-599 (171 amino acids)
Biological process (GO): photosynthetic electron transport in photosystem I
Cellular component (GO): chloroplast thylakoid membrane; NAD(P)H dehydrogenase complex (plastoquinone)
Source: RefSeq, a predicted model, not a curated record